AUGAAAUCACUCGAAGCAAGUGAAGAUAAUAUAUAAAAAUAUUGUAAAUAUAAUGAGUAAAGUUGGAAAUGGCAAGAGGGAAUUUUCUAAGUGGAAGGAAUUGAAUAAAGACAAAGAACUUUGAAAAAGACCAAUUUUCUUGUACAAUACACUAAAGAUAGAUGGAUUCAUUAUAUUUAGGAUGGAUGUAUGCUAAGAAAAGAUAGAGCGUUAUUGAGUAAUGAAUAGCCAGAAAUCUAUAAGAAUUUAGAGCAUAUUAAAUAUCUUAGAUGGGAAGGAGAAUAUGGUGGGAAUUAAAAAAAAGUAGGAAUGUGGAAUGCCUUUUGGAGAGGCGAUAAUCUAAAAGUUGGAGGACUUUAUAACGAAAAUGGUUUGAAAUAAGGAAAAUGGGUUAAUCUAUUUCCAAAUUACAAUGAGUAAAUUUUUUGCUUUGAAAGCAGUAUUUCCUAGGUCACUUAUUCAGGAUACUAUAAUAAGGGUGUAAAAUAAGGAGAGUGGACUAGUUAUCUAUAUGAUAAAUAAAUUGCAAGUGGUAUUUAUAAUGAAUAUGGAUAAAAAAAUGGGAUUUGGUAUGUAUGUUCAAAGAAAUCUAUUAAAAGGGAUCAAAUGGUAACAUUUGUUGGAGAAUACGAUAAUGGAGUGAAAUUUGGAAGAUGGAAUAUAUUCUUUCAAUCCUGUUUCUUUUAUGAAAGACAGUUAAUAGGUGGAGGAGAUUAUAAUGAAAAUGGAUUAAAAAAUGGAUUUUGGAUAGAUAUUAAUGAAAAUUAUAAUCAGUUAUACCGUUAUGUUUAUUUUAUUAUUAGUGAAUAUGAAAUCUUAUACACAGGGUUAUAUGAUAAUGGCAAGAAAUAAGGAUAAUGGGAUAUAGAAUUUAAAGAUGGUAGAUUUGCGCCAUCUCAUCCAAAAAUGUAUUUAGCUAUCCAAAAUAAAUUUAGUGGAGGUGGAGUCUAUGAUGAAAAUGAAUAAAAAACUGGAAAGUGGAUAGAAUUACACGAGGACUUUAGAAAUGUGUGCUAGGUAAUUUUGGAAGGAGAGUAUGUUAAAGGAAUUAAAUAAGGAAAAUGGAUUACAUAAUUUAGAUUGAAUUUAAAACAUAAAUUUAAAAUUAUGUAAGUAGCUGUUUAAUUGUUUAGUGGUGGUGGAAACUAUGAUCUUUAAGGAAGAAAAAUUGGCAAAUGGAUAGACAUGAAUGAUAACUUUUGGAAACAAUGCCAAGUCAUUGAGAGUGGAUAAUAUGAUUGUGGAAAGAGGAAAGGAUCAUGGAUAAUUAAAUUUAGGUAUACGAUAAAUAAAGAUUUCAAUAAAAUUGGAGGGGGCAAAUAUGAUGAUUAAGGAAUUAAAAACGGAAAAUGGGUUGAAAUCUUUAAAAGCUUCUAAAAUUCAUGCUAAGUAAUUCUAACAGGAGAUUAUUUGGAUGGGAAAAAAGUAGAAAAUUGGAAAAUUUCAGUUAGAGAUCAUGAAAAAGACAGAUUUUAAUAGAUUGGAGGAGGAACAUAUGAUUAAAAUGGACUAAAAGAUGGAAAAUGGAUAGAUUUAAUUGAAAAUUUCACAAUCAACAAUCAAGUGAUUAUGAAAGGAGAGUAUUUAUUUGGAAAAAAACAGGGCUAAUGGAAUACUUUGUAUAAAAAAGAUCUUAAAUUAGACUUUUAUAUUCUCGCUGGGGGUAGUUAUAAUAAGGAUGGAGAGAAAAAUGGAAUCUGGAUUGAUUUGAAUUAUAGUUUUGGAAAAGAAGUCGGAGAAUUCUUAUACAUUUUUAUGGGAACAUAUAAAAACGGUCUUAAAAUGCAAUAAUUUACAAGAAAAAAUUUAUAUUUGGAUGAAUGA
Messenger RNA from Paramecium tetraurelia, 1824 nucleotides. RefSeq lists its product as uncharacterized. The record is from RefSeq and is a predicted model, not a curated record. NCBI's taxonomy places the organism in Eukaryota, Ciliophora, Oligohymenophorea, Peniculida, Parameciidae. The transcript has 13 exons.